GGAUUAGGAGAGCCAGAGAGAGAUGCCGACCAACUGCGCCGCGGCAGGCUGUGCAGCGACCUAUAAUAAGCACAUCAACAUCAGCUUCCACAGGUUUCCCUUAGACCCCCAAAGAAGAAAGGAAUGGGUUCGUCUGGUUAGGCGCAAAAAUUUUGUGCCAGGGAAACACACUUUUCUUUGCUCAAAACACUUUGAAGCCUCCUGUUUUGAUUUAACGGGACAAACAAGACGACUUAAAAUGGAUGCCGUACCAACAAUUUUUGAUUUCUGUACUCAUCUAAAAUCAAUGAAAUCCAAGUCAAGAAACCUUCCAAAGAAAAACCCUUGCAUCCCAACAGGACCAUCCAAUUCAAAAUCCAGUGUUAGCUGUCAGCAAGUUCUGCUUGAACACAGUUAUGCCUUUAGAAACCCCACAGAAGCAAAAAAGAGGAUAUUUCAACUGGAGAAAAAGAUAGCGAGCUUAAGAAGAAAGAUGAAGAAUUGUUUGCAGAAAGAACGGAGAGAAACCCUGAGAUGGUUUAAAACCACAUGCUUGGUGAAAAGUUUAGAAGCAAGUAACAUUUUGUUCAGAGGCACAUCAGAACACAUCUUACCAAAUGCCUUAAACGAUCUUUCAUUACAAAACUUCAAAAUCCUUGUACUAGAUCAGCGAGAUCAAAUAUUACAAAUUUUCUAAAAUAAAGACAGCCCCAACCAUGGAGCCUACUUUUGAUAUUAGCCAAAACUGAAUUCUGUGCCUAGCCUUCACUAGAUUCAGAAGUAAAAGUUAUUUAUUGAAAUUAUAUUAAAAAUUAUGCCCUUAGCAUAGUUUUACUUGAAAUAGCAUAAUUCUUUAGGUAAAAGACUUUUACUUAUUUUCAUGGAAAUACAGUAAACUUUAUAUGAAAACUUCAUUUUACCAUAAGCACAAGUGCCUUACAACAAGGAAUAUUCACUCUAGGUGAAAAUUUUCCUACAUUAAGAAAUCUUAUGUUUACAAAUUAAUUUAUUGGAGAGUUGUUUGUUUUUUUUUUUUUUUUUGUUUUGUUUUUAAGAACCUGUUUUUGAAGGAAUGGUCUGUGGCAAGUAAUACUUUUAGGUCAUUUCACAGGCUUACUUUCUGUCAUAAAAGAAAUUUUCCUUGUUGAACUUUGUUGGAGGAGGGCUUUUAUAUCUAAAAAUGAUGCUGAAAUACAUAAAUUAAAUGUAACUUUGGAAAAAUGGUGUCAAUGACAUGGCAAUAUAUGGUGAAUUUAUUACAAUGCGUUUACCUUUUUUCUUGUCUGUAAAACAUGAUAUCUCGUGGAAAUACUAGACUUGCAGUGAUUUUUAUACUAACUUAAAUGUUAAGUAUUAUUUGGAUGUGAAGUGCCAUUAAGUCCAUCAGAUGAGAAGAGACCAAGCAUACCUCAAAUCUGCUCAAAUAGGUACUUUGGCACCUUGAGUCCCCAUCACACAUCCAUACACACAGACACAAGGUUGUAAAAUAGCAGCAUUGAGUCCAUUGCUUAUUUUUGCCCAGAUUACUAAAUAAGUAGAUAUCAGUGUUUUGUCAUAACAUGCUUUUUAGUUUUAUGCUUUCGUGAAUUUUUAAUGUGUAUUAGGAUAUCAAAGUUGUUUAUAAAGUAUUUAUUUUACUACUUACAUAAGUACUCAGUUUAGGGCAUAGCCUGAUGCAAAGAUGUACUUAGCUUUGUAAUGUCUUGUUAAUUAUAAUUGUUUUAAGGUUUAAUCAAUUUAUAGAUCAUUAAAUCAAUAUAUAAAUUAAAUCAGUAGUUCACAUGAGGAUUCGUUUCCUCUACUAUAAUUUUUUGUAGGGCUGUAUCAACACUAGCAUUACAUGUGGAAAAAUAGGAUUUUAAUGAUUCUUUUCUAAAAUAAACCUAUAUAGAGAAUACUCUUAAAAACUGGUUAAUUGAAUCAUUCAAAGGGUUUGCCAUAUUUCAUAAAUUAUAUUUAUUCAUGUUUUAUAUUUCAGAUAUAUGUGAACAAAAUGAAAAAGUUCAUUAACUAUUCAGUAUCUUAAUCUUCAUUCAAAUGUACAAUUGUGAAUAGUGAGGGUUUUUUUUUUUUAUGAUACUUGUUUACAUUCUAGGAACCAUAAAGAGCUCUAAUUUAAUUUUUCAUGAAAAUUAGUUCUCUAUGGUGGAAAAUAGUUAUCUGCUCACUCAGACAAAAUGUAUACUACUGGGAAGAAAAUUAUGUCCCCUCAGAAUUUGUUUGCCAAGUAUGAUACUUUUAUGUAGCAAUGCCCAAAAUUUAGGCAAAAUAUUAGCUCCUUGAGAGCAAGGGCUGCUGUUUUCCUUUCUGUAUGCACAAUAUCCUGCACAUAAGUGAGCACUUAAUAAAAAUCUAUUGACUUAAAUUUGUAGUACCUAACAUCAGUAUGUUUUUCAUUAUCUUCCAAGAAGGUAGAUGUGACAAAUGCAAAAGAAAUGCAUCUUACCAGGCACUUUUCAGAAAUACUUGUGGAAAAACUUGUAAAUACUGAAAAACUUUAAUCUUUUACAUAAAUAUUGUCCAGUGUUAACAUGUUAGGCAUAAUGUUUUGGUCAGGUGCCAUUUUAAUUUUUUUUUCAUCAGUUUGCCAUUAGCAAAAAUAAUUGUUUCCCAGCUUAAUAUUUCUAGCAAAAAUGAUCACAUAUCCAUCUAAACAUAAUGUGUAUCUUUAAAAAAUAUUUGCUCACAAUCACAGAAAAACCAAAGUUUCUGAUUCCAGGUAACUGCAGUGGCUAUAAAAUUGUUAGCAAUAUCUCUGGAGAAACAUAACACUAUAAUUACCGAGCAUUAAAACUUUUUGAAAAGAUAACCUAAUACUGUGCAUUAUGUUUGUUUGUUUUUCCCUCCACUUGGGAUUUGUCUCUAGAAUUUCCAUUUCUACAAUGCAACUCAGAUAUUGCAUGUUGCUAUGUAAUUGUUUUAUUAUCUCAAAAUCAAACAUUGGCUGCAUCACCACCUCAAAUCAGUUUCAUUAACAAGUCUUUGAUCAGAAAUAGUUCAAGUACUGUUCAGUUCUGCACACAUAUAUUGUAUCUAGGAUAUACUGUAACCUAUUUAACAUGUAUAGGACUGCUUGCCAUCUGAGGGAGGGGGUGGAGG
Messenger RNA from Sarcophilus harrisii (Tasmanian devil), 3078 nucleotides. It is a transcript of the gene THAP2, whose product is annotated as THAP domain containing 2. The coding region runs from base 23 to 676 and encodes 217 amino acids. The transcript has 3 exons. NCBI's taxonomy places the organism in Eukaryota, Metazoa, Chordata, Mammalia, Dasyuromorphia, Dasyuridae. The record is from RefSeq and is a predicted model, not a curated record.